AUGGCCGCCCCGCUCAGCGGGGAACCCCCGGCUGAGGACGGCUUCAUCGCAGGCGGCAGGGACGGCACAAUCAGCAGCUUUUGUCGCCUGUGGGUAGGGACGCCGGGGCGGAAAGCAAAGGAUAUAACGCCUCGGCAACAUGAUAAACGACUCGCAGCUUCCACAGAGGCACUUUAUGAUGCAGAAAAAGGCAUGAAGGUUAACCGAGUGUAUAUCAACAGCAUUCGUUAUGCUGAUGACACACUGUUGAUAGCUGAUAAUUUAGACGACCUUCAACAACUCGUCAGCAUAAUUGGAGAUUACAACAGUACUAUAGGUCUAAACAUUAACAUCAUAAAGACUAAUUUUAUGAUUGCCACACGAGAGUCCGACCCAUUUAAAGAUGCAAAUCUACGAUUUCAAGGGUCUGCAAUACAAAGAGUCAACAAGUUUGAAUACCUCGGAACUUGGCUUUGCUGUAAGAAGUGGCGAGAGGUGGACGCGCUCGACGAGGACGAAAGGCAUACAAAAUUUUUCCCUGCAAAACGAACGACUGAAAUACGCGCCAAGUGCGGAAAACUGCCGAGUGAAAAAUCGCAGCAGGAAAAACUUCACCGAAUUUUGGGAAAUUCGCCGAAAUUUUGCAGGGAAAACUUGCAAACCGACCCGGAGAUCAGCGGGCCAGAGGAGGUCCUGCGCCGCGGCAGCGUCCGUCGCCAUGGCAACGGCGCGAUUCCGCCACACAUGCGCACAGCGAACAGGGUGUGGCCGCUACCCGGUCGCUCCCGCGGCACGGAGGGAGGGGGCGCGCGCAGGUACCGCGAGUCGGCGUUCGCGUACGCCAUCUCUGCGGCCGGGGUGGCGCACGCGGUGGCGCGUGCCUGCAGCCUGGGACGCCUGCUCGAGUGCGCAUGCGCCGCGCCGGGCGGCCGGCGCCGAGGCGGGAGGCGGCGCGGGGGCGGCGGCGGCGGAGGCGGCGGGGGCGGCGGCGGCGGCGGCCGGGGGCGGCUGGGCGGCGCGGCCACCAGCCAGUGGCAGUGGGGCGGCUGCUCGCACAACAUCGACUUCGGCGUCCGCUUUUCGCGGCUCUUCCUCGACGUGAGGGAGCGCGCGGGCGACCUGCAGUCGCGCAUCAACCUGCACAACAACCAGGCCGGCCGCCUCGCGCUGUCGAGCAACACGGUGCUGCGCUGCAAGUGCCACGGCAUGUCGGGCAGCUGCGAGCUGAAGACGUGCUGGCGCGCCGUGCCCGACUUCCGGCGAGUCGGCGACGCGCUCAUGGCGCGCUUCCGCACCGCAGUCCUCGUCGACCAGUCCAACCUGGGCAGCGGUUCUCCUCUCACGAUCGCCGAGGACAACACGAGACGGCCGUCGUCCGCUGAGCGGAGCGACGAGGCGAAACCGGGGGCGGCGGGUGGCCGCGGCGGCGGGGGUGGCAGGUCGCGGGGGCGGCGGAAGCGUCGGCGGAGGCGGCGCAAGUUCCCGGCGCUGGGCGAGCUGUCGCGCGACCUGCUCUACUACCAGCGGUCGCCCACCUUCUGCGAACGCGACCCCUCCGUCGACUUCCCGGGCACGGUGGGCCGGCGCUGCAACCGCACCUCGACGGGAACCGACAGCUGCGCCUCGCUGUGCUGCGGCCGCGGCUACGACGUCUUCCGGCAGCGGCGCGUCGACCGCUGCCACUGCCGCUUCCACUGGUGCUGCCGCGUAGCCUGCCAGAACUGCACCAUCGAGGAGUGGGUCACCGUCUGCAAGUGACGCCGCGCCGGAGUCCCACCCGUCUCUGCUGACCGCAGUCCCUGCAGCGCACGCUGCGAGGUCGUCGUGUGUGACGCGACGCCGCCUCUGACGGUACUCGCCCCACUGCGAACCGAGCGUGUCCGAGAGCCGCUCGACAAUCCACAAGAAGAACGCGUCUUGUCCCACUAAUUAGAGGGGUACUUCCCAAGCAAAGGCCCUUUCUUAAAUACAUACAAUGUAUUCGAGAUCUUCACUGAUUAUCUAACGUGCUCACCGUCACGUUUCUCCGUAGGCAAAUCCUCACAUCUGCUUUCCACAGGUUUCUAAUAAUUCAGAGACGCGCGAUGCAUUAACGUUCUAAUACCCUUUCGAAGCAGGUAACUUACUUCUCAGCCGCAUGGCUAGGAAUGUGUGGAUUAUUCCUUAAGUGUUACUAUUCAAUUUGAUAAGAAAAACGCAGAGUAAAGCAACAACGGCGAAUGAAUCACAGCUUUCCAAUGAAAACCAAAACCAAAACACGGUCGCUCAGUGGCUAGCGUAACAUAAAAUUUCGUACAGCAUGUCAUUACCCAAGCCACCACGUUUGUUGAAACAUUUCGACGUGUGUGCAUAGAUCUCGGUGUCGGAUAGGAACACGUUCAGCACCAUACUAAUGCGUCAAAAAUUAUGUAUUGUGAUCUUUUAGCUUUCUUCGCGAAAAUAACGACUAUCAUGUCUAUGUGAUUAUCAGCCGGCUUGAUGUUCUCAUUUUCCUUCCACGAUAUUUCGAAAACAUCCCUAUUUGAAUGCGUCAAGUGUUAGAUGCAGAAGUGGUUGAACGAAAACUGUUAACAGGGAUGCCCUCUAGCAAUUUAUUUUAUGAAUACCAGAAGAAAUUAGCCUCAUCGUGGCAGUAAAUGGCGUUCACAGAAUUAAAGUCAGGACUUCGUCGCUUUACCACCGUAAUACUUGACUGGUGAUGUACAUUAUCCAAACGGAGCUUUGUAGACGUCACACAAGAUUUCUCUGAUGUCUUCUGAGGACCUACAUUUUUCUACUUCAGAUGAGCGACAGACGGAAAGUGACGUGUCUAAUCUCUUACAAAAUAAUUUUUCCGUAUCUUAAAACGGCGUGCGACACCUAUAGUGCGAUACUAAUGACAAAUUCUAUACACGAAUGUUCGAAUAUUGACUUGUUGUGUUAGUCUCUCACCUGAAUGUCCUUGCUUAUAUGUAAACCCAUGAUACGUCCGUCCACUUGCGUAAAAAUAAUGGUAGUCAUCCGUAAUGGUCAACCACAUCGCUAAUUAGCUGUAACAGCUUACCAUCGUAUCCUGCAGAGGUGAAGAAAGCUUUCAUUUUAUUAACAUCAGUAUUAAUACUUUUUAGUUUUAAUUCAUCAGUGUGUACUGGCUCCUUUCUUAUCACUCCACCCUCUCCCACAAACAGGUCAUUAACAGCUACUUUCCACGAUCUUUUGCGUCCGCCUCUCGCUGCUUACUUCCAAAAAAGACUAACUUCAGAAAAAACACUUUAUAAUGUGCACUUGGAGCGAAAAUAAUUAUAUUGUAGUAAUUUUUGGACGGAGGUGAAUAUAAUACCAAAGAUGCAAGUUUCAUCACAGAAAGUGGUAACACUAAAAAAUACAUCACUUACGAAAACUAAGCACUACUUUAGCGAGAAAUCAAUAUACAUAGGUCAAACAGAAGAAACUGUCUGCCGUGAACAGUGCUUCCAAAUGACUCUAUUAUUCUAUGUUUACAACAAAAAAGUCUAUAAUCGCAAGUGAUAAUGAUGAGCUUACUGUAGAGGAAUUUUCCCCAGUUGUACUGUCUUGGUGUUUCAAUUCUUUGUGAAGUUGAUGAAUACAUCCUCCAACUAUGAACCUAAUAGGGAGCGCGAAGAAUACUUAGUACGACAGAUUUUGUCGUAGGACACGUGUGAAUUAGCUCUGUGCGUUAUUCUUCCCAACGAGGUCCUUCACUCCAAACCACUUGCGGGUGGGAACCAGAAACAUAUUGGGCGUAUAAUUCUGUAAUGUAAUCAUAGACGUGAAUUUUACCCCAUUAUUUCAUUUUAAAUCAACAACUGCCAAACAAAUAGACUUGUACAAACUUAUCCACGUCUGAAUACCUAUUCCGUACAGACACAAAGUGAACUAUGUAUAGGUAUCAUGGAGUCCUUGGUUAUUUUCCUGUUUUUAUAACUGAAAUACAUUUUAGAGGGGCAUAUUUCCCUGGUUUUCUGAAUUGUCCGUAGUCUCAUUACUACCAGUGCUCUGCUGUCACUUUCAGGACUUAGUUGUUUUACGACGUUAAUACGGUAAUGUCAUAGACAUCGCAGAAGAUUUCCUUCAUGUCCUCUGAGCACCGACAUCAUAGUAAUAAUUAAGAUUCAAAUGGAAAGAGACGUACUUUACGUCUUACAACACAAUUUUUCUAUAGUGCCAGUUGCAAUGAGAACACAACGCUUAGCGAGUUCAAUAUUAACCAGAAGGACAUGGGUGAAGACAUUUUCAGUAUAAAUAAAAAUACUAAAGUUUAUACCUACAUAGAAGGCGGGUGAAGAAAGAGCAUGUUACUUUCGUUACACUAGUGUAAUUUCGAUGUUAGGAAGAACUCCGCUAACAGCUGGUAAAAUUGUUGUUUAUUAUAACAUAAUCGGUUUCGCAGCUUUAAGCCGCUUCAUCAGGUGCAACGAUGUUAAAAGAUCAUAGACAUAACUAUCGCUCCCAAGCCUUCUUUGCCUUUCGCUCGCCAAGGUGUUUACGAUAUUCUUUAGACAGUAAAUUUUGACUAUGAGCGAUGGGUAUGCCUAUGAUCUUUUAACGUUGUUGGCCGUAAUGAUGAGGCUUUAAGCCGGAAACCAUUUGUUUUUUAAUAAACACCUACAACAAUUGUACCUGCUGUUAGCGGAGUUCUUCCCAACAUCAUAGAUGGGGUGUGAUGCCUUAGUUACUAGUUUGGACAGCUACGAUCUGUAAACUGUAAAACGGUAUUUCUUCAGAGCAAAGGAAAUCCAUGAUUCGCUGUGUUCCAUCAUAUUCGAUGUAUAUUCGCACAGUCGGUGGGUGAUUUUGGGUGGGGGGGGGGGCGGAAGAAAGGAUGUGAUGCCUUAGUUACUAGUCGAUGUGCAAGGUUUGUAUACUGUGAGGUUUUACAAGUUUCUUUCGUGCUGAGUAAAGAUGUCUUUCGGCAGAGUUUAUUCAUAGCUCACACAUUUCCGUCAUUCUUAUGUCGCCCAGAUUCAACUAGCACGAUUGGCGGACACGCAACAUCAGAGUACACUAUUGUUUUUCGAUAAUUAUUUUAAGUUUCAGAAUAAUCGUUAGAAAUACCUGACACUAUUCUGUCUGCAGAAUCAUUUACUUACGUAAACUCGCAAACGCCUGGUUUCGUGCUUCUCCACAAAAACUAAAUAAAAGUUGUGCUAUAUGUUGGUCGAUCAUCUACAGAUACCGUCCCAGUGUAUCUAAUGACCUGAAAGUCCCUUCUGGAAGAACUCUGAGUACGUGGCAAUAAAAACCAAGUUCCGUGGCUUCAUGGCAGAGGUUUGUACUCCAAUAAUUCUGACUGCAGCAUUAUCCAAAAAAAAUCUAUACACAAGGGCACAAUAUAUUCCCAGCCCUUAGAUCGUUAAGCCAAAACACUAUGAAGGAUGUCUCCAUAGAGCGUACUAAGAUUUGCACUUAUUAUGCCGGCAAUCUGUUGCUUUGGGAUUCGCGAUAAACAGAACAUGCGCAGGUCAAGAUUAGACACAUUCACCGUGAUUUGAGGGAAUUACAUUACAUACUGAAAUAACAUGACUCCAAGGGAGUUGCAGAUAUGUUUCUUUUGGCUACCUCGUUGUCAAGAAUGCCUCAUAAAAUCCAUUGUUAACGUAUAGCUCAAUAAAAUAUCUCGAGAGCAUUGUUAUUUCUGAAUAUUAGGGAUUCCCCAAGGCUAUCUGUAAAUCGUUCUAUGAAAAUGUGCGCUGUGGUUAAUAAAAAUAUUUAACAUACAAAAACACCACUUUAUGAGAUUUUGUAUGAUCCUUCAAUCAAAUGCUUUGCUCAGAAUGUUUUUUGUAUUCCCUAAGAUUCCCAACGGCGAUAAAAAUGUUCGGGAAAGGCAGACAGAGUAGUGGUCGUUUCUGUUGUACGAACUGAGUGGACAGUAAACUGCAUGUCUACAGAAGCAGAUAUCCUUCGGGUUAUAGCUGGGUUUUACAAUAAUUUUAGCGUUUACGGAGAUACUUUAAGGUGUCGACGCAAUAUAUAUUUCUGUAAACUGACAGCUAGCAGUCCGAUCACAUUCCUGGAAUCACGUUGUCUUCUUAUUAUCACGCAAUAACCUUUUUGUUUCAGCAAACUUUCAAUGGGAUACAUUUUGCCCCCGUUUUGUUGCAAGCGACGUUUCAUUUUGCACAGAUAAUUAAAGUUUCUAUCAUAAUAUCGCUUGUGUUAACAAUGGCUGACUUAAAAAUCUAGCAAGACCAUUCACUUCACAGAAUUUGCUUUAGAUCUCCGUAUCGUGACUUCCUCUAUCGAACAAAGUUGUCGUUGCGAAGACAUCCAGUGAGAGGUUUCAGACAGCAGGAGGCCCUUCUCUGUUUUGACACGGACGCAGAAUUAGACUUCUGAAAUACAUAAUUCAAUUGAGUAAAGGCUGUUUCUACAACCUUUUGUCGGGUUUCUCGGCCACAAAAAAGUAGCACCUUUCGGCUAAAGACUAAGGAAACCUUAUAGUUCUGCCGUGAAGCAAUAAGCACGGAGAUGACAUUUUGCCGUAUUUCAGAUGUUGCCCAUUACAACAUUUUUAAAGCACUUACUGUCGAAAAUCGUCUUUCCUUUAAGAUUUUAUUUCUGUAUUUACGAAAUAACAUGCUUUUCUACAAUCAUACAAUGGAUGUAUUUCUUAUAAGAACAUUGAUCUCUUUACCUCCAUUCUGAUUAUUUUUCUCAAAUAUUAUUCCAUAUCUAAAUUGAAGGUAUACUUAAGUUUCAGUACAUCUAACUUUUGUCAUACAUUAGAAUGUACUUCACUUCGAUAAUUAAGUGAAAAAUUUGAAAUUUUAAUAUUUUCUAAUGGACGUAUAAAAGUGUUUUCAAUAUAAGUUAUUAUUUGUCAAAAUGUAUAAAAAAUUAGUAGUUGUAAUUACAACUUCCUAGAAAUAUUAUUUAUGUUUAUUAUUUAAAUUAUUUUAGUCAGUAAUCAUCACGUUAAUGUGUA
Schistocerca americana (American grasshopper) is the source of this 6907-nucleotide messenger RNA. Its product is annotated as protein Wnt-4-like. Gene Ontology annotation, cellular component: extracellular region. Gene Ontology annotation, molecular function: cytokine activity; frizzled binding. The coding region runs from base 1 to 1737 and encodes 578 amino acids. The record is from RefSeq and is a predicted model, not a curated record. The transcript is spliced from 6 exons. Gene Ontology annotation, biological process: neuron differentiation; multicellular organism development; cell fate commitment. Lineage: Eukaryota; Metazoa; Arthropoda; Insecta; Orthoptera; Acrididae.